AUGUCCAAGUACAAUCAUGCCCAUUAUUGCAAGGCUCUAAAGGCUCAGAAGGCUAAAAAGACUCAACAGGAAGCCGAACGUUCGGCUCAAGUCCCGCUCCAUACUCUUAAUUUGACAGGAAACUCAAUAAGACUAGAACUAUCCAGAAGCUGGCAGGCAUUCGUGUCCACCAGGUGUCUACCAGAGUAUCUAUGCGGUGGUAUUGGCGCUGUCACAGUCGAACGCGGCCGCACACGCGCUACCUCGACCAUGAAACAGAAGCGAAGUUCCUUGAUGAGACCAGAGUCAAGGUGGGACAGAUAUUCCCCAGUGAUUCCACGGGUAGACUUCGAGGAAGUAAUUUCUUAUGCGUUUAAGGGAUCCGGGAAAGUUGUACGAGUGAAGGACCCCAGCGUCGAUGCGGCCCAUUGUGUUGGGGAAGCAUAUAUUCGACGCUGCUACACGCCAUAUGAUGGCCAUUCAAAGAAUUCCUCAACGGGUUGCGAGAGAAAAGACGAAAUGGCAAAGUUUCGACGUCAUGAAAGAGUGGGGAUCAGGGAUCAAGAGUGGAGAGCACCCGGUGGAGAUAGGAUAUUAUGGCUGGUCUCCCAAAGUUAA
Penicillium taxi is the source of this 597-nucleotide messenger RNA. RefSeq lists its product as uncharacterized. The record is from RefSeq and is a predicted model, not a curated record. Lineage: Eukaryota; Fungi; Ascomycota; Eurotiomycetes; Eurotiales; Aspergillaceae. The transcript has 2 exons. The coding region runs from base 1 to 597 and encodes 198 amino acids.